Messenger RNA from Salvelinus namaycush (lake trout), 3924 nucleotides. Its product is annotated as polypeptide N-acetylgalactosaminyltransferase 4-like. The transcript has 11 exons. The record is from RefSeq and is a predicted model, not a curated record. The coding region runs from base 348 to 2114 and encodes 588 amino acids. Gene Ontology annotation, cellular component: Golgi apparatus. Lineage: Eukaryota; Metazoa; Chordata; Actinopteri; Salmoniformes; Salmonidae.
UGUAAAACAUAUUUUCCAGUACGCCUACAUUUAGUCUGGUAUCUAAUUGAUUACACAGCUUGAAGAAGCUUCCAUUGAAAUCGAGUGAAAACAAGAGCUGGCUACCUAAAUUCCAGAACGUAAAAGUGACAUCCCCAGCUAGCCAGCGCUCAUCAACGUGGAGAGGACGUGGUUGUGCCUUGUGCUGACUGACAGCUGUAGUCAGAGCUAGAAGACAGAUGCAAACUAGAGAAAAUGCUGAGCAGUUUCCAAGAACACGGAAUGUAGUGGAAUGACAAGAGCUGUGUGGCCUGGGCACUCUUGAGUGGCAGCUGGUGAGACUCCACGUGACUGGUUGCUGGGGGGCGAUGAGGGUGCGUUGGUCCCGGAAGCUGGGCUUCCUAGCAAAGACCCUCUUCCUGCUGUGGGUGCUAUGGCUGGGCUACAUGCUCCUAGCCCGCUCCACCGCCUCCUCCACAGGGGCCGAUGGAGGGGAGGACGGAGGGGGCCACAACCUGCUGGUCAGGCACUUCUCCCCCGUGGAGGAGCAGGGAGGUGAGCAGCUGGCCAGGCCCGUGUACGUGAAGGCGCCAGCGGACGCCAACGCGCACGGGGAGUGGGGCAAGGCCACCAGCCUGAACCUCAGCCCGGAGGAGAGGAAGCAGGAAGAGGACAGCGUGGAGAGAUACGCUAUUAAUAUCUUUGUCAGUGAUAAGAUCUCCCUGCACCGACACAUCCAGGACAGCAGGAUGAAAGAAUGCAGAGCUAAGAAGUUUGACUACCGUCGUCUGCCGACCACGUCAGUGAUCAUCGCAUUCUACAACGAGGCCUGGUCCACCCUGCUCAGGACCAUCCACAGUGUUCUGGAGAGCACACCCGCUGUCCUCCUGAGGGAGAUCAUCCUCAUAGAUGACUUUAGUGACCGAGUCUAUCUGAAGUCUCAGCUGGAGCACUACAUCAGUAACUGGGAGCGUGUCCGCCUCAUCCGCACCAACAAGAGGGAGGGGCUGGUCAGGGCGAGGCUCAUCGGCGCCACCUACGCCACGGGUGACGUACUGACCUUCCUGGACUGUCAUUGCGAGUGUGUCCCCGGCUGGAUCGAGCCGCUGCUGGAGAGGAUUGGUGAGAAUGAGAGCACCAUCGUGUGUCCGGUGAUCGACACCAUCGACUGGAACUCGUUUGAGUUCUACAUGCAGACAGAUGAGCCCAUGAUCGGAGGCUUCGACUGGAGGCUGACCUUCCAGUGGCACGCUAUCCCUGAGGUCGAACGCAAGAAACGCAAGUCCCGCAUCGAACCUAUCAGGUCUCCUACUAUGGCUGGUGGGCUGUUUGCAGUGAGCAAGGCGUACUUUGAGCACCUGGGCACAUAUGACAUGGGCAUGGAUGUGUGGGGAGGAGAGAACCUAGAACUGUCCUUUAGGGUGUGGCAGUGUGGAGGUUCUCUGGAGAUCCACCCCUGCUCCCACGUGGGACACGUUUUCCCUAAGAAAGCACCCUAUGCCAGGCCCAAGUUCCUCCAGAACACGGUCCGUGCUGCAGAGGUGUGGAUGGACACCUAUAAACAGCACUUCUACAACAGAAACCCACCGGCCAGAAGGGAGACAUAUGGGGACAUCUCAGAGAGGGUGGUCCUUCGAGAGAGACUGAAGUGUAACAGCUUUGACUGGUACCUGAACAACAUCUACCCUGACCUGCAUGUACCAGAGGACCGGGAGGGCUGGCACGGGGCGUUGCGUAGCUCUGGGAUCCAUUCAGAGUGCCUGGACUACAACUCUCCGGAACACAGUCCCACGGGGGCGCACGUCUCCCUCUUCGGUUGCCAUGGGCAGGGCGGCAACCAGUACUUUGAGUAUACGACCCAUAAGGAGAUCCGCUAUAACUCUGCGACGGAGCUGUGUGCCGAGGUCCCCGAGGGACAGAUUUACAUUGGGAUGACACACUGCCCCCACGACAGAACCCCUACACCCCCCACCAUCAUCUGGGAGUUCAGAGAGGACGGGACGAUCUACCACCCUCACUCAGACAUGUGUCUCACCACCUACCGCACAGCCGAGGGACGCACGGACGUCCAGAUGAAAAUGUGCACGCCCGGGGACAAGCAACAGCGCUGGAAGUUUGAGAAUGGGAGGGACUAACCUCACCCUAAGUGACCUUUAGAGGGAGAGACUCUCUCUGCACACUACUGAAGACUUGACAAAUGUCCUAAUUUAAAGUGCCUUUGCAAACCAAAUGGGGUCCACACCUGAGGUGACAAUAUUUCUGUUGAAAUUCCUCCUUUACAGUUGACCUCCUCUCACUGUGAGGGCUGAAAAACAAUAAGAAAGCUUGAACAUGUGGUGUCAGUUCUUAAAGACUGAUUUGAAAGAGGAACAAUGUCGUCAUGAGAAUUCCGUUUUUUUUAAUUCAGUGGGAUAAGCAUAGAUGCUAACAAAUACUCUUGCGUUGCACAAUGUUUUUUAAAUAUUUUAGUGUUAUUUUUUUUUUAUUUUUUUUUUACAGGUUAACCACAAGUCAUCUAAGGGUGUUUUCUGGGGUUUGAAAUGAAAAACUAAAAUGUUUGCUUAACAAAUAUGAUUAAUUUAAGGGUCUAAAGGAUUAGUCUUUCCUAGGUGUUGUUAAUCUGGGGUUUGUUACUCAAAGUUAACACUUUGAGAUAGCUAAAUAAGUCAAAAAGCUUGGUAUCAUAUGAGACUUACUAUACAAGCCCCAUCUUGUGUGAGUGAAUGAAGUGGACUCUGUCACACUAGUAGGCUACUUGUGUUCUACUCAUCAGCUUCUGACUCUGUUUGAAGACUGUGUUCAAGGUAGGAUCAGAUUGGGCUGUUGAAACACUGUUAAGCGUGCACUAAGUACAAUGUCACCAUUGCCUGAGGGUGGUGGGACAUUUGACAUGGUUGUUUGGUAGUCUUCACUGUGCUGUGCAAAAAACAUUCUUUACACAGGCUGAUUUACUGUGUCUACAAUGUGCCUAAAAAACUAAAAUCUACUGUGCCUAACAUAAAAGCAUAAACAUGUUAAUUUCACUUUCAUAGUAGCAUUAUUCUCAUAUGGGUGUUUGUCUGCAGCAUGUUGUCUGCUCUCUUCCAUAGCCUCACCAUUUCAGCUAGCACAUGGCAUGGCAUUGCUUACUGUAGCUUUCAGCAAUUGUUGAUCUCUCAAGGGCUUGAUUCUCUUAAAAGCCCAGUGCAGUCAAACUUCUUUUUUUUCCUGUGUUUUGUAUCAUAUUGUACAACUGCUGAUGAAACGAACACUGUAAAAGCUAGAAAAUUUGAUCAGUGUUGGUUCCUGAUAGUUGCUGAUUGAAAAUAAAAUCUACACAGGACUUUCUAAACAGCAGGUCUUGCAUGGAUGGAGUUUUGACUGCCUGGUGACAUCACCAGGUGGUAAAUUAGUUAAUAGAUCAAAAACAAAGAGUUCCAAACCUCUCGGCCAAUAACAGCUAGUUUUCCCUUCCCCAGACUUACAUCAAUGCAGCGUUUGUAUCAGUACUUGAAACUUCAACAGCACCAGCACUCUGCUCACUCUACUCAACCUAAACUUUUCCUAAAAUAACUUUUCUGGUUCACUUGAUUGGGAUUCUACGACCAAUGGAGAUUAAUAAUCGUGUGUGUUGCCAUUGAAGUGCUUAUUAUUGAAAUCAGCUGUACUGCCGAAGACUGCUCUUCCUAAUGCAGAGUAUUUUUGUGGUGCUUUGCACUAGGGCCUUUUUUAAAUCAAAUAUUUGUACUGAAUGGUUGAUCUUUCAAAGAUUUUAUAUGAUUCUAUGAAUUCUCUUUUUUUAUUUCCUUUGUAAAUUAUACUUUUUGGUAUAAAGGGACCUGAAUGGGAUGGGGCUUAUUUGAACUACUGUACUGAUUAAUAAGCAUAAGAGACGGUGGUGAUUGUUUGUACCAGUGAAGCAUGAAAGGGUUUAAAUAAAGUUGGAGUUUGAGGACUGCUGUAGAU